ACAUCCAGGUCAGCCAUAUUUCCGUCUCUGAGCGUCUGUGUGAAGGAGAGAGGAUGAAGGGGUUUCGGGGAAUCACUCAGCUCUCGACGAGGCUCUAUGCUGCCCAGGCCGCCCGUAAGUGCGAGGUGGCCGAACCCACCAGGUUCCAUCCACAGGAGGUGCAGGUGAGCAAGCUGCCCAGCGGGUUGGUGAUCGCGUCCCUGGAGAACUAUUCCCCGGCCUCGCGGAUCGGCGUGCUGGUGAGGGCCGGGAGUCGGUACGAGCCGCUGGACAGCCUGGGCGUGACGCACGUGCUCCGCCUGGCGGGGGGUCUGACCACCAAGGGCGCCUCGGCGUUCAGGAUCUGCCGUGGCAUCGAGGCGGUGGGGGGCGGCCUCGGCGUGUCCACGUCUCGGGAGGCCAUGGUCUACACGGUGGACUGUUUGCGUGAUCACAUUGACACGGUGAUGGAGUAUCUGAUCAACGUCACCACCGCUCCGGAGUUUCGGCCGUGGGAGCUGCCUGAAAUCGCCCCCCGGGUGAAGGUGGACCUCGCUCUGGCCCAGCAGAACCCACAGAUCGGUGUUCUGGAGAACCUGCACGCUGCUGCUUACAAGAACGCCCUGUCCAACUCCGUCUACUGCCCCCAGCACAUGAUCGGCAAGAUCACCUCCGACCAGAUGCACGCCUUCGUUCAGAACAACUUCACAAGUGCAAGAAUGGCUCUCGUUGGAUUAGGUGUGGAUCAUGAUGUUCUAAAGCAAGUAGGAGAACAGUUCCUCAACAUCCGCAGUGGAACUGGAGCUGUGGGGGCGAAGGCUCUGUACCGUGGAGGUGAGCUGCGGGCUCAGACAGGAGGGAGUCUGGUACACUCGGUGGUGGUGAGUGAGGGUGCAGCUCUGAGCUCUGCUGAGGCCCCGGCGUUCAGUGUCCUGCAGCACGUUCUGGGGGCCGGGCCCCGCAUCAAGAGAGGCUCCAACACCACCAAUAAACUGCACCAGGCCGUCUCCAAGGCAACCGCACACCCCUUUGACGUUUCUGCGUUUAACAGCAGUUAUUCAGACUCCGGGCUGUUUGGUGUGUACAGCGUCGCUCAGGCUGAUUCAGCUAAAGAUGUGAUCAAGGCUGCUGUUGGUCAGGUCGGCGCUAUUGCACAAGGAAAUCUGACUGAAGCUGAUCUCAGCAGAGCAAAGACUCAGCUGAAGGCGGAGUACCUCAUGUCUGUCGAGACCUCGGAGGGUCUGUUCGAGGCGAUCGGAGUGCAAGCGCUGACCGAGGGAACGUACCAAACUCCAGAGGCACUCGGCAAGAAAAUCGACGCCGUCACAUCGAGCGACGUCAUAAAUGCGGCGAAGAAGUUCGUGUCGGGGAAGAAGACGAUGGCGUCCAGUGGACACCUGGUGAACACGCCGUUUGUGGAUGAGAUCUGAAUCUGAAGUGUGCUCGUUUAUUUACACGUGGACUCUGUCCUCAUCAGUUAAAUCAGUGGAAAUGAGGUUCCGAUUCCUCUCACUCGUCUGUGUUUGAGAUCAUUUGUGGUGAAAUAUGAGACCUACAGCAGGAUUCACACUUUUGAAAUGUAUAGCAAAUGUAAACUUAUGAAUAAAAUAUAUUCAUUCCCAAAA
Trichomycterus rosablanca is the source of this 1604-nucleotide messenger RNA. It is a transcript of the gene uqcrc2b, whose product is annotated as cytochrome b-c1 complex subunit 2, mitochondrial. The record is from RefSeq and is a predicted model, not a curated record. The transcript is spliced from 13 exons. Gene Ontology annotation, molecular function: metal ion binding. NCBI's taxonomy places the organism in Eukaryota, Metazoa, Chordata, Actinopteri, Siluriformes, Trichomycteridae. The coding region runs from base 54 to 1409 and encodes 451 amino acids. Gene Ontology annotation, cellular component: mitochondrion.